Molecule: messenger RNA, 471 nt
Organism: Rotaria sordida
Lineage: Eukaryota; Metazoa; Rotifera; Eurotatoria; Philodinida; Philodinidae
Source: the annotation of a GenBank genome assembly
CAAACAUUUAAUCAUCAAAAUGGUAUUCAAAUACUUCAACAAUUAAAAUUUGAUCAAACUAAAACACUUUUAGCAGAUCUUAUGGAAUCCGUAACAUAUACAUUUAGUAAAGAAAAAGUUCAAAUAUCAAAUCCUUUAUCACAAUUAUUAAUAAUUUUAUCUGAUGGUCGUGGUUUAACUGUAUCUGGUAAAGAUCGUUUAUUGAAGAGUGUUCGUCAUGCAAUGUCACAAAAUAUUUUCAUUGUUUUUAUUAUACUUGAUAAUAUAAAUCAUGAAAAAUCUACAUCAAUCUUUCAAAUCAAUGAAGCUAUAUUUGUUGGUGAUAAAGUCGAAUUUCGUUCAUAUUUGGAUAGUUUUCCAUUUCCAUAUUAUUUAGUGAUACAAAAUUUAGAAAUGUUACCUCGUGCAUUAAUUGAUAUUUUAAGACAAUUUCUUGAACUAACUACAACUCAUAAUAACAGUAACCAGUGA